CGGAGUGGGCCCGGAGGAGGCACUAUGGCAGGGGGUUGGGCCGGAUUCUCGGAGCAGGAGCUUCGGCAGCUUCAGGGCCAUCGCAAAGGACCCCUGUCCAAACAACAGAAUCAAGGGACUUCAGUAAACAAAAGCCGCCAAUGUCUGCAGCAGAAAAAGGUGCCUCAGAAGAUAGAAGAAAAAUUGGAACUUCCAGAUGGAGCAGCAUUGUCACCUCUGGAGAAGGUUGAGCAACAGGAGGCCAGAAGUCAAGAGGUGGAAGUUGGACUUAAACAGUCUUGUAAUAGUGACCCAACUGCAGCAACAAGUUGUCCACUUGUGAAAAAGAAAAUGGAAUUGCAGGAGAAGUCUCGGUGGGAAAUCCUUCAACAAGAGCAGAAACUGAUGGAAGAAAAAAAUAAACGCAAAAAGGCUUUCCUUGCUAAAGCAAUUGCUGAAAGAUCUAAAAGAACUCAGGCUGAAACAGUUAAAUUAAAGCGUAUUCAAAAGCAGCUCCAAGCUUUAGACGACAUGGUAUCUGCUGAUAUUGGGAUCCUAAGAAAUAGGAUUGACCAGGCAAGCUUGGAAUAUUCAUGUGCUCGAAAGCGUUAUGAUAAAGCAGAAUCAGAAUAUGUGACUGCAAAGCUGGAUCUCCAAAAGAAAACAGAAGUGAAAGAACAACUUGCAGAGCACUUGAGCACCAUCAUACAGCAAAAUGAACUCCGAAAGGCAAAGAAAUUGGAGGAGUUAAUGAAAGAGCUGGAAGUAGAAGCUGAUGAAGAGAACCUGGAACUGGAGGUAGAAGUAGAGCAAAUGUUGCAACAGCAGGAAACAGAAGCUAGAAGGCAAGAGAUUGAGACACAAAAGCUUGCCCAGGUUGAUGUGCAGUGUACAGAUUCCCAGACUUUGAGUAAAGGACAUGAAAACGACAACUUUAGAAACAUUAAUGGAGCAGCUUAGAAGUUCCCAUACAGAUGACCAAAGUCACACAGUAAACUCUGUUUCUGAAAGAAAUUAUGAUCCAUCCAGAACAUGUCUGAUAACAUUAUUUUUGAUAUUUGGAGUAAUAAGAAGCACUGGCAUAUAAUGACAAGAAGCCUCUGAAUUUGUGCAGUUUUCUAGUCUGUAUUAUUAUCAGAGUACAAGUGUGCAUGCAUAUGCGUGUGUAUUAUAUGUACAAAUUAUCUCUUUUUCCUGCUUACUGUCUUCCUUUUCACUGAGAAACCUGCAUGUGAUCCCUUAUGAAGGGGAAAGGAUAAUGUUACCUACAUAAUAUUUAAAGUUCAAAGCAUCAUGUCAGUAGGAAUAAGGAAUUGUGUAUAUCUUACAUGAAAUUAUCAUUAAAUCCUACAUUAUUUGCUUAGAUACACUCUAUUAAGUAACUCAUUUUUCAGUGCUCAUAAAUGAAUAGAAAAGGACAAGGUUGAGCAAAUCAGGAGGAAAUCUGAAAGUAUUUUCUAUUCUUGUUAGUGAUUCUGUAAAAAAAUGGUUGGGCCAUAAUUACCUAAUUAUUGAGCAAUAAAAAGGGAAAUACCUUCCAAUAUUUUAAAUAUAUUAUUAUUGAAAUAUAAAUAACCAUUCAAUAAAUGGAUAUCAAAACACUUUUAAACUCAUAUCUGGACUCUCAAGAUUCUCUAGUGAUUUCAUUAUUUCACCUUUUUAUUUCAUUUGUUUUUGCAGGUUUCUCUACCAUUCAUGUAUUGUUGAAGCGCUAAUCCUUUGUUCUUGUAUAAUCAGCACAUGCCAAAUUUCAAUAAAAAUGUUCCCAUUUUUUAAAAUUGGAUUUUUCUUGUAUUGCCAACAAUUAUUGGACUUCAGAGUUACAUCAAAGACUUUAUCAUGUGCACUAAAAUGAUUUCAUAGAAAAUUGUUAAUAUUCUUGUUCUUAAAAAUGAAAAUGUUGUGGUUAAGAAUUGUGAAGGCAAGUACAGUAUAGCUUUUUUUUGUAUUACCUGUAUCUCCCCUAUGCCUAGCCAUAGCCUAGCCGUAAAACAAAUUAAUUCAUGUUAAGAG
Messenger RNA from Pseudonaja textilis, 1992 nucleotides. RefSeq names its product golgin, RAB6 interacting (gene GORAB). The record is from RefSeq and is a predicted model, not a curated record. NCBI's taxonomy places the organism in Eukaryota, Metazoa, Chordata, Lepidosauria, Squamata, Elapidae. Gene Ontology annotation, biological process: non-motile cilium assembly.